This is a messenger RNA of Cotesia glomerata, 3032 nucleotides long. Its product is annotated as lachesin-like. Gene Ontology annotation, cellular component: neuron projection. Bases 928 to 2235 code for a protein of 435 amino acids. Lineage: Eukaryota; Metazoa; Arthropoda; Insecta; Hymenoptera; Braconidae. The record is from RefSeq and is a predicted model, not a curated record. The transcript has 9 exons.
UUUUAACGCGGUACCAGCAGUUUACCGGCGUCAAGUCGACCCGACGGACGCGCACCAAAAUCAUUUAAGCUCUCAACAAGCCAAAGGACACGUGCACCUUCUCGUGGUUACUUUUGUACGGCAUUUAAUAAAACGUUUCUCCACUGAAAAAAAAAAAAAAAAAAAAGAAUUAAUAAGAAUUUAUUCAUGUUUAUUUAAUUUUUUUGUUUUGUUUUUAUCUGUUGUAUUUUAUUUGAUGGUGACAGUGGGAUCCUUUAUUAAUUUUAAUUUAAAAAUUAAAUUAGUUUUGUUGAAGGCGAAUCUAAGAUGAAAAGAUUGAAAGAAAAACUAAAAAUAGAAGUAAUCAUUUAUUUUGUUUAAAAUGACAAAGAGUAUGACUUUUAAAAAAAAGCCACGUGAUCGGCUUAUAGUUUUUUUUGAUGGAUGAAAAGAUUUUUCAAGAUUAAAUGUUGAAUUUACGUCGUUAGUGUGAAGUGGUGAGAGUUUGUCCAAAGUUGUAAUUCUAUUUAUUUUUUUUAAUUCUUUUUUUUUUUAAUAUUUUUUUAUUUUUCAUUUUUAUUUGGAAGGACGCUGUCAUUUUUAUUGCCGUUCGCUUGCUCAGUGUUUUCAAUUCUCGCGACUCUGGUGCUUGGCAAAUUGACAUUGGGAAUUUGCCGAAGAUCAGCGGUAAGCCGAGAUUAUUAUUAAUAUCUGACGAAAUUUCUCGUCAUAAGUUUUCCCGGGAGGGAUUAUCUAUGACGUUUAAUGAUAUACCGUCUGGAAUCGGGAUAAGGGUUUUAUUGGUUGAUCAUUAAUGUGUUUUAUAUUACUUUGUAAUACGGAGGAUUUAAUUAAUCUGCCUGAGGGAAAGUAUGACUUCAAAGUGGCUACGAAAUAGUUCAAAUGUAGACCAUUUCCUGCAAAUUUUCACUAUUGAUUUGGUACGAAAUGGUGAACAUGGAUGUUUUAUUUCAAAUUAAAAUCUUAUCUAUAAGAAGCGUCCAUGAUCGUUGCAACAUGAUCCAUCGUGGUAGAGUCCUCUGGGCAUUGCUGAUUGCAUUAUUUAUAUAUCCAAAUGAUAAUUUAGGUGGAGCCUUUCAACCUGAAUUUGUGGCCCCGAUUGCCAAUCUAACGGUGCCUCUUGGACGAGAUGCUCUCUUCACAUGUCUAGUGGAGCAUCUGGGUGGUUAUCGGGUCGGAUGGGUGAAAGCAGACACAAAGGCGAUCCAAGCGAUUCACGAACACGUGAUAACCCACAACCCGCGAGUCCAGGUCUCGCAUAACGACCACUCAACCUGGAAUCUCCACAUCCGCGGUGUCCAGCUUGAGGACGCGGGUCUCUACAUGUGCCAAAUAAACACCGACCCGAUGAAGUCCCAGGUGAAGCUGACGUGCCGAGCAAAAGGCGUGCCUCUACCUCGCGUCAAUUGGAAACGUGAGGAUGCCAAGAAUAUUGUUAUUCGUGAGCCAGUGGUUGCUUCCAAUGGUCAAAAGUCCAAAGUCUCAUCAGUGAGUGAGUACCAUGGUGAGGAAUUACGACUCACAAAGAUAUCACGGCAUGAUAUGGGUGCAUAUCUGUGCAUUGCGAGUAACGGAGUGCCACCGGCCAUCAGCAAGCGCAUCACGAUCAACGUUCAUUUUCCACCGACAAUUCAUGUACCUAAUCAAUUAGUGGGAGCACCACUGGGUACUGAUGUAGCGUUGGAAUGUUUUGUUGAAGCUUCCCCUAAGUCUAUUAAUUAUUGGAUGAAGGACGAUAACGACAUGAUAAUAUCUGGAGUACGACACGAGGUCCAAGUCAUACCCAAAUCAGCAUUUCAAGUUAAAAUGGUACUUACUAUUCGGAAUCUCCAGAAACAGGAUUUUGGAUCGUACACGUGUGCUGCGAAAAAUUCACGUGGUGAUGUUGAUUUUAGUAUCCGUCUUUAUGAGAUAUCGGGGCCAUCGAGACCGGGAAACUCUGCUCCGACGUACUACGAUGAAGAAGAAAACAUAGAAGAAAUAGUGUACGGAUCGGCGGACCUCGAGAAGAUGGAAAAUAAAGCGUACGCCGUGGACAACACGGUGCAAGGUCAUAUGGGAAAUUUCUUUGGAGCUUCGAGCCCUUCCCCACCGACAAAAGUGAUCCGAAGAAGGCCGAUUUCCGGUAUUGGUUCAUCUCCAGGAAAUCGUGUUUCGGCCUCUCCUCACCCUUAUUUCCACAAACUGAUACACGUCUGGCUGGUGAUUUCGUUAAUCAUAAAAUGCUUCCUAUGAGUAAUUAUUGCUCUACUCAUAAAAUUAAAAAAAAAUUAAUCAAUUAAUUAAAUGAAAAAGAGCCUUGCGGGCCUGUACUCGUCUACUUAUCACAAAAAAUGUAUAAGCUUAAAAAUAUUAUACAUAACAUAAAUAAAUGAAGUAUAACAGCGUCGUUGCUAUAUUGUGGAGGUCUAGACUCUAGACAGAAACGGACAUAUCGUUAUAGUGAAAUUGUUUUUUCCGGCUAAAAAAUAAUAUUUAAUAUAUGUUAUUGUCUUGGAGAGACACUUUAAAUUGUGCAGCUUGUAUGAAAAUAUACAUAUAAAUAUAAAUAUGAAUAUAAAUAUAUAAAUACAUAUAUAGAUGUAAAAAACAUAUAUUUUUUUUUUAACAAAGCUGACACAAAAAGAGUCGACUCGCUUUACGCUGGAAACAGAUGGCUAUGUCUUCCAGCCUAGUGUGUAAAAUUAUUAAAUAUUGUUACUGUAUUUUUUCGAUCGUUUCGAGUAUGAAAAAGUCUAUACAAUACUGAUCAUAUAAAUUAAUGAUAUAAUUUGCUAACACAGUGAAAUUGAUUUAAAAAACAAUUAUUUACAACACCUGCAUUCAAACUUGGAGGUUCAAUGUCUGUUCAAUCGAUCGAAACACUAGCAGAAAAUUUCAUACGGAUUCGUGGUCUCAUACGGAAACCAAGUAGUUUAGGAUCUAUAGAAGCACUAGGAAAGAAAUUGGAUUGUUUUUGCAAACUUCGACAGUUUAUAACUUUAUUUCAGAUAGUCAGAAUCGCGUUUGUUUGUUGUAAACUUUGAUAAAUU